This is a messenger RNA of Amoebophrya sp. A120, 467 nucleotides long. The record is from the annotation of a GenBank genome assembly. NCBI's taxonomy places the organism in Eukaryota, Dinophyceae, Syndiniales, Amoebophryaceae.
ACAUUCAACAAGAAAGAAACAGAUUUGACCUCAAAGAAAUCAGCAUGGUGUACACCGGCACCCCAAAGAUUUUUCUGUACGGCGACAGCUUGACGUAUCACGAGAAAAAAGUGUUACAGUUACACAGUAAAGUGCAAGCCCAGCAUGACAGGCAACCUCUGUCAUGCCAGAAAUGCUUCUGAGGUUCAUUUCAUACGUGUUUUCCCUUAUGGUCUGCGCAUUGCAAGUUUUCCCUCUCAUGCAGAGAAAAUUUGUGUUGCUGAAGGUACAACAAAUGUGUAUCUGUAACACUUUUUUCUUGUGAUAUGACGCAGUACGGGUCUAGUGAGGUUGGCGGGUGGGCGGCCCGCCUCCAAGGCCUUUACAGUCGCCGCGCCGAUGUUGUGAAUCGUGGCUUAUCGGGCUGGAAUAGCCGCUGGGCGCGCGAAUACGUCGAUGGUGUGGUCUCGCGCGACCUCGGUAACGAC